AUGUCCGCCCCUGAUCAAAACACUGGUGCUCCUCAGCAGGACACUCUCGACAAGGCUGUUGCGUUCGGCUCCAAGAAGGCUGGCCACGAGCAGAACGCCGGAACCGUUGAGAAGGUCUCCGACGGCAUCCGAUCCGGCUUUAAGAAGCUCACUGGCAAGGAUGUCCCCAUCAAGGACAAGCAAUAG
Messenger RNA from Ustilago hordei, 186 nucleotides. RefSeq lists its product as uncharacterized. Lineage: Eukaryota; Fungi; Basidiomycota; Ustilaginomycetes; Ustilaginales; Ustilaginaceae. The coding region runs from base 1 to 186 and encodes 61 amino acids. The record is from RefSeq and is a predicted model, not a curated record. The transcript is spliced from 2 exons.